CAUUUCGUUUGCCCGGUAGAUUUGAAUAGCUGUGCCACCUAGUGGAUAGGAGUCAAAACAGACUCUGCACUGAAGAAGUCUAUCUGAUUUAAUCUGCUCAAAGAUAUUUCAUAACUAAAAGUUAUUUGAGAAAACAACAUCUUGUUAGCUAGCUUGCUUUCCGCCAAGUUACAAUGUACGAACAUGUACAUUAACCGUAACACAACAAAAGAAACGAAAAACGAAAAGCGUUGGGUUGCUAGGCAACUAAACUCAAGAUGCGACUGUACCUCGACAACAACACUUGGGUCCGGACUUUUGGUCUUGUCCGACUCCUUAGGUCAGCUGUGGGCAUCCUCUCAGCAGCACAAUGUCUUGUGCAGCAUACUUAGAUGGAAAUGCAAGACCAAAGUCCAUUAGCAGAGCCAAACAAUGGACUGACGAGGUGGAGAACUUGUACAGAUUCCAACAGGCUGGCUACAGAGAUGAACUGGAAUACAAACAAGUAAAGCAAGUUGACUUGAUUGACAGGUGGCCUGAAACUGGGUUUGUGAAGAAGCUUCAGCGUCGAGACAACACAUUCUAUUAUUACAAUAGAAAAAGAGAAUGUGAAGACAAAGAACUACAUAAAGUGAAGGUCUAUGUAUACUAAGUUGUUUCCUGUCUUCACAUUUCCAUUUUAAAUAUUUUUUUUCAAAGAAUAUGUCAGUAGGAUGGAAGGAAGGAAGGCAGUACCUUCACAGAAGUGGCAUUUGUAUGGACCAAUUGACUGAAUAAAGGCUGUGAGGCUGAAGCUGUCUGGUGUGUGUAAACCUGUGAAGGCAGGUGUGUGAGACUGUGAAGGCAGGUUUGUGAGAUUGUGAAGGCAGGUGUGUGAGAAUGUUUGUAUUAUGAGCCCAUGUUUAAUGUUUCAUUGUGGUUCUAGAUUAAGUAUUUCACUGUGCAGGAGGAGAUUAAAAAGGGCUAUUAAACCCUAAUCAUGUGAUGUUAGCAAGAGGACUGGGAUUACCUUAAC
This is a messenger RNA of Esox lucius (northern pike), 994 nucleotides long. It is a transcript of the gene meig1, whose product is annotated as meiosis/spermiogenesis associated 1. The coding region runs from base 350 to 631 and encodes 93 amino acids. The record is from RefSeq and is a predicted model, not a curated record. NCBI's taxonomy places the organism in Eukaryota, Metazoa, Chordata, Actinopteri, Esociformes, Esocidae. The transcript is spliced from 3 exons. Gene Ontology annotation, cellular component: nucleus.